Messenger RNA from Seriola aureovittata, 2525 nucleotides. RefSeq names its product aldehyde dehydrogenase 9 family, member A1b (gene aldh9a1b). The transcript is spliced from 12 exons. The record is from RefSeq and is a predicted model, not a curated record. Bases 188 to 1741 code for a protein of 517 amino acids. NCBI's taxonomy places the organism in Eukaryota, Metazoa, Chordata, Actinopteri, Carangiformes, Carangidae. Gene Ontology annotation, molecular function: 4-trimethylammoniobutyraldehyde dehydrogenase (NAD+) activity; aminobutyraldehyde dehydrogenase (NAD+) activity.
UGCCGGAAUUCAGCGAAGCGCGUACUGUAUUUGUCCCGCCUCCUGGUUGAGCCUCAGCAAAAUAAAGUGGGGUCAACUAAACGUUACAUUAACAGUUAUAUUACUGUUCUUUAUCUUCAAAAGCGCAUUGAAAGUGAAGACUCCGGUAGUUAUCGGCUAAACUUAAAAAAACAGGGCCAUUUUGAUAAUGCUCCAGAGGCUCGCUGUGUCCCUGCGGCGGCCCCAUGCCGCUCCUCUCGCGGCCGCGGUAAGGUUCGUCUCCUCGGGCUCAGUGGACGCCAACGUCCAGCUAAACUUCUGGGCUGGGAAGAGAAGGACGAGCCAAGAGAAAUGCAAGAAGGAAAUUGUUUAUGAACCUGCAACAGGUCAAGUCUUGUGCCAUUUGGAGCCGUGUGGUGCUUUGGAUGUCGAUCAGGCUGUGAAGGCCGCAAAGUCGGCCUUUGGCCAUUGGAGCAAGAUGUCUGGGAUGGAGAGGGCAAGGAUCAUGAUAGAAGCUGCCCAUAUCAUUGAGAGCAGGAGAGAGGAGAUAGCUGAAAUGGAGGUGGUCAACAAUGGGAAGUCGAUCACAGAGGCCCGUCUGGAUGUGGACUCUGGCAGACUGUGUAUAGAGUACUAUGCAGGACUGGCCAGCACUCUGGCAGGCCAGCAUGUGCAGCUGCCUGGAGGAUCCUUUGCCUACACCCGCAGGGAGCCUUUGGGAGUCUGUGUUGGAAUUGGUGCUUGGAAUUAUCCUUUUCAGAUUGCUGCCUGGAAAUCAGCUCCAGCCCUGGCCUGUGGCAACUCCAUGGUGUUCAAGCCGUCACCAGUGACACCUGUGACGGCAGUCAUGCUGGCAGAGAUCUAUGCUAAGGCUGGAGCUCCAGAGGGGCUGUUCAACGUGGUGCAGGGCAGCCAGCACACCGGGAGCUUACUCUGCCACCACCCCGAUGUGGCUAAGGUUUCCUUCACUGGGAGUGUGUCCACAGGAAAGAAGAUAAUGGAGAUGGCAUCCAGAGGGGUGAAACCCGUGACUCUGGAGCUUGGGGGGAAAUCUCCUCUGCUCAUCUUCCAGGACAGUGAUCUGGAGAACGCUGUGAGGGGAGCUCUCAUGGCCAAUUUCCUUUCUCAGGGACAGGUCUGCAGCAACGGCACAAGGGUCUUUGUUCAGAAGGAUAUUCUGCCUGAGUUCGUGGAGGAGGUGGUGAAGAGGACCCAGGCGAUAGAGAUAGGGGACCCGCUGUUAGAGAGCACCCGAAUGGGAGCACUGGUCAGCAAGCCACAUCUAGAAAAAGUCCUGUCCUUUGUGGAUCAGGCAAAGAAAGAGGGAGCCACAGUGUUGUGUGGAGGUGAACUUUUUACCCCAUCAGACCCCAAACUCAAAGGUGGAUACUACAUGACUCCAUGUGUGUUGGGUGACUGCACAGAUGACAUGACCUGUGUUAAGGAGGAGAUCUUUGGUCCCGUCAUGUCUGUUUUGUCCUUUGAAACAGAAGAGGAAGUGCUGUAUAGAGCCAACAACACCACCAUGGGUCUGGCUGCAGGAGUUUUCACCAGGGAUGUGAGGCGAGCCCACCGCGUGGUUGAAAACCUCAAGGCUGGUUCCUGUUUCAUUAACAACUACAACAUCACUCCCGUCGAGGUGCCCUUCGGAGGCUUCAAAAUGUCAGGCAUAGGGCGGGAGAAUGGCCAGGUGACCAUCGAACACUACUCCCAGCUAAAGACGGUGUUUGUGGAGAUGGGCGAUGUGGACAGUCUCUUCUAGGGAGGAUGGCGCUGUAACACUGAGCCAGAGACUGAAACAGAUGGUCCGGACCAGGACGUCUCUUCCAUCACGCAGGGGAAAAACCAACAAACUUUAGUAUUUGAAAGUGAUGAAGAAACAAGCCUCGAUCAACGGGGCUCAAGUUCACUUCAUGUGAGCCAUGUUUUUCAAUGUUGUGAAGGAAAAUGUAAAACAAUUCAAGGCAAUGUGAGACAAAUGUCUGUGGGUACGAAGCAGAAUAGUGGCAAUGUAACAUUAGAAUCAAAAACAAACAUUAUUGUCUUUGCCAAAUGGAUCUGCUCUAAGUAUUUACUGAACGUUGAUUCUUUUCAGCCACUUCAGCAUAGAUGAGUUGUAUAUUGUGAUUCAUGAGUUGCAAUGCAGCAGUCUUGCAUUGCUGAAUAUUUUUGCCACAUACAGUGAGGUCCAAAAGUCUGAGGGGAACGUGGUGCCCACUGUAUGUGACAAAAUAUUCAUCCAUUGAAUGUAGAGAAUAAAAUUUAAAAUGUAUGUUACAUUUCUGUUAACAAAACAAAACAAAGUUUACAAUCAUGUUUUAUUUCUUAAAGAAAACGUAACAAUAUAUUUUUAUACACAUGCAAUACUAAAAAAAUGAAGCACUUUUGAAGUUGUGAACGCUGUGUUGUUGUGUUGUUUAAAUUAGAACUGACAGCAACAUUUUGCCUUUGUGGGAAUUAUCGACGGAACCUGUCUAACUCAUUUGGUAAUCACAUAAAUUGUGACAUAAACACUGUAAAUAUUACAAUAAAAUUAUGAAAUUUUU